Ixodes scapularis (black-legged tick) is the source of this 1440-nucleotide messenger RNA. RefSeq names its product venom metalloproteinase antarease-like TtrivMP_A. The record is from RefSeq and is a predicted model, not a curated record. Gene Ontology annotation, molecular function: metalloendopeptidase activity. Lineage: Eukaryota; Metazoa; Arthropoda; Arachnida; Ixodida; Ixodidae. Bases 1 to 1440 code for a protein of 479 amino acids. Gene Ontology annotation, biological process: proteolysis. The transcript has 14 exons.
AUGAAAAUUGUCAAGAUAUUUUUUAUUCUGCACAGACUAUCAUGUGUAUUUCCAGAGGAAGCUAUUGUGUUCCCAAGACUGCUCGAAGAAAGGUCAGAAGGAGGGAAGCAGAUAGUUCUGGUUAACAAAGACUUGCACCUUGAACUACAAAAAGCCUCAAUAUUAGCCGGAACAGUUUUGAUUGAAGGCUUCUCUGGGGGAAAUUUCGCUCUGAGAAUGAAAAAUGGAACGGAGUUGGAGGAAAAUCUAUACGAAGACAGAGAGAAGUUUGCUUCAGUCAUAAUGAUCAAGAAUGACGAGGGCAUUACAUUGGAAGGAAUACUUACUGAACAAUUAAAAAUUGAGCCCUUGCCUAUGGUGCAACGAAUGCCUGGGAAAGGACUACCCCAUAGGAUUUCACGGAUUGAACUGCCUCCUUUGGCCAAGGCUUCUUACAGUGAUCUAGCGGUCAAAAAUACAUCGAAACUGCGCCUAUUAGAAAACCGACAAGUUGCACCCGCUCCCCUUAUUGUCUGUGAACUCUUUAUAUUGGUAGAUUCUGUCUAUGGCAUAACUUUCUCCAACUUGUUCACGUAUUUAAUUGCCCUACUGAAUGCGGUGAAACUUCGGUUUACACUGCUGUCCGACCCCUUUGUUACCAUACGAAUUGUCGGCAUGUACCGACUGACAUAUCAGGAGGAAUCACUCCUAUACUCUUAUUCAUUGGGAUAUGUCUUGGCUGAACAGUCAUUGAGAAACUUAUAUAGGUUUCUUCGUCAAAGGCCCGUUUUUGGGAAUCCAGAUUUCUUUUAUUUGUUUUCAGGGAGAGACCUUGCUCAGAUGAACGGCCAGAAUCUUGACAUAACUCUUAUGGGAAUGACUUUUGUCGCGGUGAUGUGCGGAUUCAACAAUGUCGGAGUUGGAGAAGACAAGCCGGGAACGUAUCAAGGUGUCCGUGUAACUGCUCACGAGUUGGCCCAUGCGUUUGGCUGCGUACAUGACGGUGAAGGACCACUGGCCCAUAUUCCUAAUCAUCCCGGAUCAAAAUUUCCAGAAUGCGCGUGGGAACACGGCUACAUGAUGAGCUACAUUGAGAAGGAUGCAAAGUCCUUUCAUUUCUCUCCCUGCUGUAAACUACAGAUGAAGGUGUUUUUCCGACUUCUCUCGGCGGACUGCUUAGCUAAUAAAUUCCGAUAUGAUUACUUUAUAAAUUCAGAAAACAAACUACCAGGAGACUACUUUAAUGGAAAUUUGUUUUGUAAAUCUCACCACCCUUCGUCGCCCUCUAUUUAUUAUCCCCAGCCGCAAGACCCUUUGGACCUUCUACAAUGCAGGAUUCAAUGCAGAGUUCGAACUGAUGCAUACGGAAACUACAUAUACUACCCUCAUUUCGCACCCGAAGGAUUGACUUGCUACGGAGAAAGGGCGACGUGCAGACACGGGGAAUGUCGCUUCUGGUAA